CUGCUGCAGACAGUGCGGUUCGUGUUCCAACAAGUGUUGGUGCCAUGCGUGGCGGUUUUCGGAAUCGUCUUCAAUUCGCUGACGAUGAUCAUCAUGACUCGGAGGAGGAUGCGCAGCUCGACGAACAACUACUUGGCUGCGUUGGCGACGGCCGACUGCCUCUAUCUCAUCUGCACGAUUUUGCUCAGCCUGCAGCACCAGUUCGCCGGCAGAGAUCCGACGUACAACCUGUACCGGCGAUUCAAACCGCUGAUGCUCCUGCUCGUGGAUACGUCUCAGAACACUUCCGUAUGGCUCACCGUAACGUUCACGAUCGAACGAUACAUUGCCGUAUGUCAUCCGAUGCGCGGCAAAGUCCUGUGCACCGAGUCGCGUUCGAGGAAAGUCAUACUCGUCGUCCUGCUCUACACGACCGUACUGACCCUUCCGACGUAUUUCGAGUACAAGAUUAGCGAGGAGCUCAACGACCGAAACGAGACCAUCGCCGUCGUGGAGGUCUCGGAUCUCGGAGCCGAUUAUCUGUACCAGACGGUCUACUAUUGGCUGACGGUUGUCAUGAACACGAUCCUGCCGUUGCUGAUUCUGAUCGUGUUCAACUCGUUCCUGAUCCGCUCGGUGCACCUAUCCCGACGCCAACGGAAGACCAUGACUCUGAGACAGCGUCCCGACUCGGCCAGAGAUCCGAGCAGUCAGGAGAACAAGAUCACGGUGAUGUUGAUAGCCGUCGUGGUACUGUUCCUGCUGUGCCAGCUGCCGCAAGCGGGACUUCUCAUUUACUCGAUCGUUGACGACGAAUCGACGUACACCCGCCUCUUGGGAAACGUGUUCAAUUUCCUCGUAUGCGUGAAUGCGUCCGGGAAUUUCGUUCUUUACUGUCUGCUGAGCAACAAGUACCGUCGAACGUUCUUCAACAUGUUCUUCCCCUGCUGUCAGACCUACAUCAACCCGCUGCUUCAUUCGGUCUACGGCCAGUAUCAUAACAGCACGACGGACGACAGUCCCGGAGCGAAUCGGAGACUCAGCAGUUGCCGUCUCGCGCGAAGCAGUUCAGGGGGCACUGUGACAGAUGGCGCCGCGAACCACCUGCUCUCCGUUCCGGGUCGACCACCUGCUUUGAGCAAUAACAAUGUGAGCGGACAGCAGCAGCAGCAACAACAGCAGCAGCAGCAGCAAAAUCAAACUCAACAGCAGCAGCAGCAGCAACAUCGGAACGGACGUCCCAUGAACAGAGGCGUAUCGCUUCCGGAAAGUUCCUUUUGGACGAGAAUUCGUUUGGGUUCUCGAUUGAAAAAUCGAUCGACUAAAUCAGUUCGGGACCAGAAACGGAACGGCGGUCAAAGUGGAGGCAACAAUAAAGAGUGCGUCGUCAUUGUGACCGAUGCUCCUCCGGACGAGAAUCGAAAAGAGAAUCCUGAGGUCUAG
This is a messenger RNA of Galendromus occidentalis (western predatory mite), 1422 nucleotides long. RefSeq names its product FMRFamide receptor-like. Gene Ontology annotation, cellular component: membrane. Gene Ontology annotation, molecular function: G protein-coupled receptor activity. Lineage: Eukaryota; Metazoa; Arthropoda; Arachnida; Mesostigmata; Phytoseiidae. The transcript has a single exon. Gene Ontology annotation, biological process: G protein-coupled receptor signaling pathway. The coding region runs from base 85 to 1422 and encodes 445 amino acids. The record is from RefSeq and is a predicted model, not a curated record.